Molecule: messenger RNA, 2155 nt
Organism: Tarenaya hassleriana
Lineage: Eukaryota; Viridiplantae; Streptophyta; Magnoliopsida; Brassicales; Cleomaceae
Product: T-complex protein 1 subunit alpha-like
Exons: 17
Coding region: 170-1807 (545 amino acids)
Biological process (GO): protein folding
Cellular component (GO): chaperonin-containing T-complex
Molecular function (GO): ATP-dependent protein folding chaperone; ATP binding; ATP hydrolysis activity
Source: RefSeq, a predicted model, not a curated record
AAAAUCGGACAGCGUCCUUUGAGCGUUCAAGAAACAUUCUCCCCUCGUCAGUGUAAGCGCAAAGUUUCGAGUGCUCUGCUCUUUUUGUUCCUUUGAGCUCUCAAAUCUCCGAUCCAGUGCUCCGUUUCUCGCCAUUUUUUCUCAUUCGCUGUUCGUGCUGUGAACAGAAAUGUCGAUCUCUGCCCAGAAUCCGGAUAUUUCCGGCGAAAGGCAAUCCGGCCAAGAUGUUCGUACUCAGAACGUGGUGGCUUGCCAAGCGGUUGCCAACAUUGUCAAGACCUCACUGGGUCCUGUCGGACUCGACAAGAUGUUGGUGGAUGACAUUGGUGAUGUGACAAUUACAAAUGAUGGUGCCACCAUUCUGAGGAUGUUAGAGGUCGAACAUCCAGCUGCUAAGGUUCUUGUGGAGUUAGCUGAGCUUCAGGACAAGGAAGUUGGAGAUGGAACUACAUCGGUUGUUAUCGUCGCUGCUGAGUUGCUGAAGAGAGCGAAUGAUCUGGUCAGGAAUAAGAUACAUCCAACAUCUAUAAUCAGUGGAUACAGGCUAGCGAUGAGAGAAGCUUGCAAAUACAUUGACGAGAAGUUGGCGACCAAGGUUGAUAAGCUCGGCAAAACCUCUCUGGUGAACUGUGCAAAGACCAGCAUGUCCUCCAAGUUGAUAUCUGGUGACAGUGAUUUCUUUGCAGAUUUGGUCGUAGAUGCUGUUCAAGCGGUGAAGAUGACAAAUGCUCGAGGUGAAAUAAGAUACCCUAUCAAGGGCAUCAAUAUUCUGAAAGCUCAUGGACAAAGCGCAAAAGAUAGCUACUUGUUAAAUGGAUAUGCGCUCAACACUGGCCGUGCUGCACAAGGGAUGCCUUUACGAGUUUCUCCAGCGAAGAUUGCUUGCCUUGACUUUAAUCUGCAGAAGACAAAAAUGCAACUGGGUGUCCAGGUGGUUGUCACUGAUCCAAGGGAACUUGAAAGGAUUCGCCAAAGAGAAGCUGAUACAACAAAGGAACGGAUAGAGAAACUUCUGAAAGCCGGGGCUAAUGUAAUUCUGACGACAAAAGGGAUUGAUGACAUGGCUCUUAAAUACUUUGUGGAGGCCGGAGCUAUCGCUGUUAGACGUGUGCGCAAAGAUGACAUGCGACAUGUUGCAAAGGCAACAGGAGCAACUCUGGUCACCACUUUUGCGGACAUGGAAGGGGAGGAGACAUUCGAUCCAUCACACCUCGGGUAUGCAGAGGAAGUUGUGGAGGAGAAAAUUGCAGACGACGAUGUCAUAUUGAUAAAGGGAACCAAGACAACUAGUGCGGUUUCGUUGAUCCUAAGAGGAGCAAACGACUACAUGCUUGACGAGAUGGAGAGAGCGCUCCACGACGCCUUGUGCAUUGUCAAGAGGACCCUUGAAUCGAACACGGUGGUGGCAGGCGGAGGUGCAGUUGAAUCAGCAUUGUCGGUGUAUUUGGAGCAUCUAGCGACAACCUUAGGUUCUCGUGAACAAUUGGCCAUCGCGGAAUUCGCUGAUUCACUACUGAUCAUACCAAAGGUGCUGGCAGUGAAUGCUGCCAAAGACGCGACCGAGUUAGUUGCGAAACUAAGAGCAUAUCACCACACCGCACAAACAAAGUCUGAUAAGAAGCACUACUCAAGUAUGGGACUGGACCUCAUAAAUGGAACCAUUCGAAACAACUUGGAGGCGGGAGUCAUCGAACCUGCGAUGAGCAAAGUGAAAAUCAUUCAGUUCGCGACUGAAGCGGCCAUAACCAUUCUCCGAAUAGACGACAUGAUCAAACUGGUCAAGGAUGAGAGCCAGAAUGACGAGUGAGCUGUUGUUUUUCUCCCAAGUUUUACGGAUUUCAGGUUCUAUCUUUCUCCCGCUCGUGUUGGUUUCCAUCUCUAUUUAUACGUACGGCUACUCUGUCGGAUUAUUGAUUUUCCAUCCUCUAUUGUUUUUUUUAUAUAUAAAUAUAAAUGGGUUGUGGUGGCCCCAAUCAUUACGGGGGGUUUUGGACAUUAGCCGUGCUUCCGUCGCUGUCGCAUUCUAUGGACUUGUGUAAAAAAAAGGGGGUUGUGUAAUGAAAAUGGGCUCCACGGCCCAUAAUCACUGCACGACUGAUUGAUUUAAAAUCGUUUUGUUUCCCUGUUUUGUCGUUGUGGCAUAUUAAAUUUAUUU